Molecule: messenger RNA, 9707 nt
Organism: Pieris napi
Lineage: Eukaryota; Metazoa; Arthropoda; Insecta; Lepidoptera; Pieridae
Product: mucin-2-like
Exons: 25
Coding region: 39-9593 (3184 amino acids)
Cellular component (GO): extracellular region
Molecular function (GO): chitin binding
Source: RefSeq, a predicted model, not a curated record
CUAAGUGUGAAGUGUUCGGUUAUGUGAUUUAAUUUGAUAUGCGUUUACAAAUAUUACUCCUAAUAGGAGCAGCAUGGGCAGAUGUCUUACCCAAUGGCUGUCCACGAGAUUUCAGCGUCCAUCACCUGCUGAGACACGAAGACUGCACCAAAUUCUACUCAUGCAGCAAUGGAGUGCCCAUUGAGAUGUCGUGUGGACCUGGAACUGGCUUUGACUUUGAUUUACAGAAAUGUACCGAGGACACGUCCGGCUGCGCCAAAAACGAUCAUAACUUUAUAGACAGUGGCGGAACGUGUAUUCCCACUGCACACGAAACAGAUUGUACUAAGUUCUAUUCCUGUGAAAAUGGUGUUCAUGUGUUGGCCACUUGUGAUCCAGGUUAUAGGUUUAAUACCGAAAUGGGGAAAUGCGAAGUAUCAUCCAAAGUGACAUGCAAACACAUAAAAAAGCGCUCCAUACAGACGAGAUGUCCCAACGAUGUGUGGAUACAAAUGAACAUUCCACACGAGAGCGAUUGCGAUAAAUACUACAGAUGUUUCCACGGGAAUCGAAUCUUGAUGUCCUGUUUUAAUGGGGCGCAUUAUAAUCCAAAGACUCAGAGUUGUGACACGCCGGAGAAUGCUGGUUGCGCUGACGGGGAAAUUAUGGAGGAUUGUCCAGCGAACACCUUUAUCCCAAUCUUCUUACCUCAUGAUACUGACUGUAACAAGUAUUAUAGAUGCUUUAGAGGUAACAAACAAGUCCAAAGGUGUGGUCAUGGACAGCAUUUUAAUGCGAAAACCCAGCUCUGCGAUACAAUAGCAAACGCUGGCUGUCAAGAGGAAUCAAACACGCCGAAUGGAUGCUCAAAGGAUGAAAUAUCUCUACCACACGAACAAUGUGAUAAAUAUUAUAAAUGUGUUCACGGGAAUAAAAUAUUAAUGCCUUGUCCAACUGGGACGCACUUUAGUUUCGAGUUACAGCGAUGUGAUUGGCCAAACAUAGCGAAAUGCGAGCCAACACAAACACCAACAACAACAACGACUACAACAACAACAACGACGACGACGACACCAAAACCGGAAUCAACACCCAGACCGGGAUACUUUCCUAACGGAUGUCCUAUAGACUAUAGAAUUGAACAGUUGUUACCUCAUCCGGAUUGUACGAAGUUUUAUCAGUGCGUGCAUGGUUUUAAACAAGAAAUGCCAUGUCCAGGAGGAACGCACUUCAGUAUUCAUUUGCAGAGAUGUGAUUGGCCCAGUAUAGCGAAGUGUGUCCCGGGUACAACAACCACAACUCAACGCUCAAUUACAACAACUCGCCAACCAACAACAAGUCGCCAACCAACAACAACUACUCGUCGACCGACGACAACAACAACAACAACAACUAAACCACCUAUUAGUACCCCAAGGCCUGGAUAUUUCCCCAAUGGAUGUCCUAUAGAUUACAGAAUAGAACAGCUGUUACCUCAUCCGGACUGUGGCAAAUACUAUCAAUGUGUACACGGUUUUAAACAAGAAAUGCCGUGCUAUCAUGGUUUACACUUUAGUUACGAGCUACAGAGAUGUGAAUGGCCAAAUAUAGCAAAAUGUGUGCCUGGUGGAACAACAACUACGCGAUUACCAACAACGAUAACAACGAAAUUACCAUCAACAACAUCUACGACAACCACAACCACGACAACUAAACCAGUAUCAACACCAAGGCCAGGUUAUUUUCCCAAUGGCUGUCCCGUAGACUACAGAAUCGAACAAUUGUUACCUCAUCCUGACUGCACUAAAUUCUAUCAGUGCGUACAUGGCUUUAAACAAGAAAUGCCAUGUCCAGGAGGAACACACUUUAGUUUUGAACUGCAGAGAUGUGAUUGGCCAAAUAUUGCUAAUUGUAAGCCUGGAGCUUCAACUUCAUCGCCAACAACAACAACUUCUACAACGCCCAGUACAACAACAUCAACACCAAGGCCAACAACAACAACGCCGAGCUUAACAACAACGUCAAAGCCAGAAUAUUUACCAAAUGGUUGUCCUAAGGACUUUUCAGUCCAUUUGUUGUUACCACAUGAGUACGAUUGCACGAAAUUCUAUUAUUGCAAUUUUGGGGAGAAGGUUGAGCGGCAAUGUAAUUCGAAUUUAUACUUCGAUCCAAUUUUGCAGGUAUGUAACUGGCCGUCAGCAGUUGAUUGUAAGCCAAGCACGCCUCCUCCAAGUACAACUAUAAAAGACCCCGAAACAACAACAUCUGAGGUAACCACUCCAGUUGCUACUAGUCCUGAUAUCACAGUAAGUCCAGAAGUCUCUACACCUGACCCAACUACGCCUGAAGCAACAUCAACAGAGGUUACAACCCCAAAAGCUACCACGGCUGAAGACACAACAUUCGAGCCAACUACGCCUGCAGCAACAACACCAGAGGCUACCACGAUUGACGAAAUAACAUUAGAGCCAACUAUACCUGAAGCUACAACCCCAGAAGCUACCACGGCUGAAGACACAACAUUAGAGCCAACUACGCCUGUAGCAACAACACCAGAGGCUACCACGGCUGAAGACACAACAUUAGAGUCAACUACACCUGUAGCAACAACACCAGAAGCUACCACGGCUGAAGACACAACAUUAGAGCCAACUACGCCUGCAGCAACAACACCAGAGGCUACCACGGCUGAAGAUACUACAUUAGAGCCAACUACACCUGAAGCUACAACCCCAGAAGCUACCACGGCUGAAGACACUACAUUAGAGUCAACUACGCCUGCAGCAACAACACCAGAGGCUACCACGGCUGAAGACACAACAUCAGAGCCAACUACGCCUGAAGCAACAACACCAGAAGCAACUACACCUGAAGCUACAACCCCAGAAGCUACCACGGCUGAAGACACUACAUUAGAGCCAACUACACCUGAAGCUACAACUACAGAAGCUACCACGGCUGAAGACACAACAUUAGAGCCAACUACACCUGAAGUUACCACAGCUGAAGACACAACAUUAGAGCAAACUACGCCUGCAGCAACAACACCAGAGGCUACCACGGCUGAAGACACUACAUUAGAGCCAACUACACCUGAAGCUACAACCCCAGAAGCUACCACGGCUGAAGACACUACAUUAGAGUCAACUACGCCUGCAGCAACAAAACCAGAGGCUACCACGGCUGAAGACACAACAUCAGAGCCAACUACGCCUGAAGCAACAACACCAGAAGCAACUACACCUGAAGCUACAACCCCAGAAGCUACCACGGCUGAAGACACAACAUUAGAGCCAACUACGACUGAAGCUACAACCCCACAAGCUACCACGGCUGAAGACACAACAUUAGAGCCAACUACGCCUGAAGCUACAACCCCAGAAGCUACCACGGUGAAAGACACAACAUUAGAGCCAACUACACCUGAAACUACAACCCCAGUAGCUACCACGGUUGAAGACACAACAUUAGAGCCAACUACACCUGAAGCUACAACCCCAGAAGCUACCACGGCUGAAGACACAACAUUAGAGCCAACUACACCUGAAGCUACCACGGCUGAAGACACAACAUUAGAGCCAACUACACCUGAAGCUACAACCCCAGAAGCUACCACGGUGGAAGACACAACAUUAGAGCCAACUACACCUGAAGCUACAACCCCAGAAGCUACCACGGUGGAAGACACAACAUUAGAGCCAACUACACCUGAAGCUACCACGGCUGAAGACACAACAUUAGAGCCAACUACACCUGAAACUACAACCCCAGUAGCUACCACGGUGGAAGACACAACAUUAGAGCCAACUACACCUGAAGCUACCACGGCUGAAGACACAACAUUAGAGCCAACUACACCUGAAGCUACCACGGCUGAAGACACAACAUUAGAGCCAACUACACCUGAAACUACAACCCCAGUAGCUACCACGGUUGAAGACACAACAUUAGAGCCAACUACACCUGCAGAAACAACACCAGAGGCUACCACGGUUGAAGACACAACAUUAGAGCCAACUACGCCUGAAGAUACAACCCCAGAAGCUACCACGGUUGAAGACACAACAUUAGAGCCAACUACGCCUGAAGCUACAACCCCAGAAGCUACCACGGCUGAAGACACAACAUUAGAGCCAACUACACCUGAAGCUACCACGGCUGAAGACACAACAUUAGAGCCAACUACACCUGAAGCUACCACGGCUGAAGACACAACAUUAGAGCCAAUUACACCUGAAACUACAACCCCAGUAGCUACCACGGUUGAAGACACAACAUUAGAGCCAACUACACCUGAAGCUACAACCCCAGAAGCUACCACGGCUGAAGACACAACAUUAGAGCCAACUACACCUGAAGCUACCACGGCUGAAGACACAACAUUAGAGCCAACUACACCUGAAGCUACCACGGCUGAAGACACAACAUUAGAGCCAACUACACCUGAAGCUACAACCCCAGAAGUUACCACGGCUGAAGACACAACAUUAGAGCCAAAUACGCCUGCAGCAACAACACCAGAGGCUACCACGGCUGAAGACACAACAUUAGAGCCAACUACACCUGAAGCUACAACCCCAGAAGCUACCACGGCUGAAGACACAACAUUAGAGCCAACUACGCCUGAAGCUACAACUACAGAAGCUACCACGGCUGAAGACACAACAUUAGAGCCAACUACACCUGAAGCUACCACGGCUGAAGACACAACAUUAGAGCCAACUACACCUGAAGCUACAACCCCAGAAGUUACCACGGCUGAAGACACAACAUUAGAGCCAAAUACGCCUGCAGCAACAACACCAGAGGCUACCACGGCUGAAGACACAACAUUAGAGCCAACUACACCUGAAGCUACAACCCCAGAAGCUACCACGGCUGAAGACACAACAUUAGAGCCAACUACGCCUGAAGCUACAACUACAGAAGCUACCACGGCUGAAGACACAACAUUAGAGCCAACUACGCCUGCAGCAACAAUACCUGAGGCUACCACGGCUGAAGACACUACAUUAGAGCCAACUACGCCUGCAGCAACAACACCAGAGGCUACCACGGCUGAAGACACUACAUUAGAGCCAACUACACCUGAAGCUACAACUACAGAAGCUACCACGGCUGAAGACACAACAUUAGAGCCAACUACACCUGAAGUUACCACACCUGAAGACACAACAUUAGAGCCAACUACGCCUGCAGCAACAACACCAGAAGCUACCACGGUUGAAGACACAACAUUAGAGCCAACUACGCCUGAAGAUACAACCCCAGAAGCUACCACGGUUGAAGACACAACAUUAGAGCCAACUACGCCUGAAGCUACAACUACAGAAGCUACCACGGCUGAAGACACAACAUUAGAGCCAACUACACCUGAAGUUACCACAGCUGAAGACACAACAUUAGAGCCAACUACGCCUGCAGCAACAACACCAGAAGCUACCACGGUUGAAGACACAACAUUAGAGCCAACUACGCCUGAAGAUACAACCCCAGAAGCUACCACGGUUGAAGACACAACAUUAGAGCCAACUACACCUGAAACUACAACCCCAGUAGCUACCACGGUGGAAGACACAACAUUAGAGCCAACUACACCUGAAGCUACCACGGCUGAAGACACAACAUUAGAGCCAACUACACCUGAAGCUACCACGGCUGAAGACACAACAUUAGAGCCAACUACACCUGAAACUACAACCCCAGUAGCUACCACGGUUGAAGACACAACAUUAGAGCCAACUACACCUGCAGAAACAACACCAGAGGCUACCACGGUUGAAGACACAACAUUAGAGCCAACUACGCCUGAAGAUACAACCCCAGAAGCUACCACGGUUGAAGACACAACAUUAGAGCCAACUACGCCUGAAGCUACAACCCCAGAAGCUACCACGGCUGAAGACACAACAUUAGAGCCAACUACACCUGAAGCUACCACGGCUGAAGACACAACAUUAGAGCCAACUACACCUGAAGCUACCACGGCUGAAGACACAACAUUAGAGCCAACUACACCUGAAGCUACAACCCCAGAAGCUACCACGGCUGAAGACACAACAUUAGAGCCAACUACACCUGAAGCUACCACGGCUGAAGACACAACAUUAGAGCCAACUACACCUGAAGCUACCACGGCUGAAGACACAACAUUAGAGCCAACUACACCUGAAGCUACAACCCCAGAAGUUACCACGGCUGAAGACACAACAUUAGAGCCAAAUACGCCUGCAGCAACAACACCAGAGGCUACCACGGCUGAAGACACAACAUUAGAGCCAACUACACCUGAAGCUACAACCCCAGAAGCUACCACGGCUGAAGACACAACAUUAGAGCCAACUACGCCUGAAGCUACAACUACAGAAGCUACCACGGCUGAAGACACAACAUUAGAGUCAACUACACCUGUAGCAACAACACCAGAGGCUACCACGGCUGAAGACACAACAUUAGAGCCAACUACGCCUGCAGCAACAACACCAGAGGCUACCACGGCUGAAGAUACUACAUUAGAGCCAACUACACCUGAAGCUACAACCCCAGAAGCUACCACGGCUGAAGACACUACAUUAGAGUCAACUACGCCUGCAGCAACAACACCAGAGGCUACCACGGCUGAUGACACAACAUUAGAGCCAACUACGCCUGCAGAAACAACACCAGAGGCUACCACGGCUGAUGACACAACAUUAGAGCCAACUACACCUGAAGCUACAACCCCAGAACCUACCACGGCUGAUGACACAACAUUAGAACCAACUACGCCUGAAGCUACAACCCCAGAACCUACCACGGCUGAUGACACAACAUUAGAGCCAACUACGCCUGAAGCUACAACCCCAGAGGCUACCACGGUUGAAGAUACAACAUUAGAGUCAACUACACCUGAAGCUACAACCCCAGAACCUACCACGGCUGAUGACACAACAUUAGAACCAACUACGCCUGAAGCUACAACCCCAGAACCUACCACGGCUGAUGACACAACAUUAGGGCCAACUACGCCUGAAGCUACAACCCCAGAAGCUACUACGGCUGAAGACACAACAUUAGAGCCAACUACAUCGGACGCAACAACACCAGAAGCAACUACACCUGAAGCUACAACGACGCCAAGUUCCCCAUCACCUGCACCAAUUUGUCCUCCAGGCGUUUUCGGCAAUGUACCACAUCCCGUUUUGUGUGACUACUAUUACAAUUGCAUUGGAGGAAUGGAGGUCUUAUUGAGAUGUUUAGAAGGCUUUGAGUACGAUCACAGUAUUCGGAGCUGCACACGUAUUUCCGAAAAUGGAUGUUUUGCAAGAAAAAAUGCCACAACAACAACAACAGAAAACCAGGUUGCUGACACAACCACGGAAGACAUUGAAUCAACAACAUACAGAGACAACAUUUGUCCACCAGGUUUUUCAGGCACUUUGCCACACUCAACACUUUGCAGUGCAUAUUAUCGUUGUGAAGAGGGUGAAGCGAUACUGAAGAACUGCGCGAAAGGAUUCGAGUACGAUGCCGUAAUUAUGGACUGUGUUCCAAUAUCAGAGAGCGGUUGUUACGCACAGCAAGGUCUAACAACAACAACAGAUAAUAACAGAUUACCUGAGUUAUCAACUUACAAGAACGAUGAAGAGGAUUACAUUUGUCCACCAAUGUUUUCUGGGAAUAUCGAACAUCCAACUUUGUGUGAUUCGUAUUACACUUGCUUUUCUGGAAUGGAGUUUUUGAUGAAUUGCUCACAUGGGUUCGAGUUUGACCCAGUUGUUAAGAAUUGCGUCCGCAUCUCUAGCACGGGUUGUUUCGCAACACGAUACAACUUAACAACAACAACAACAACGACGACACCAACUCCAACAACAACCGAAAACAACAAAGACAAACCAAUUUGUCCACCGAACUACUCAGGAAAUGUUCCCCACGAAACGAAAUGCGAUUCUUACUAUACUUGCUUUAGUGGUUCGGAGUUUUUGAUGCAGUGUCCCAACGGUUUUGAAUUUGAUCCGACUACAAAAGACUGUGUGCGAAUAUCGGAGACCGGUUGUUUCGCACAACAAGGCUUAGCAACAACAACAGACAACAAUAGAUUACCCGAGUUAUCAACUUACAAGAACGAUGAAGAGAACUAUAUAUGCCCUCCAAUGUUUUCUGGAAAUAUCAAACAUCCAACUUUGUGUGAUUCGUAUUACACUUGCUUUGCUGGAAUGGAGUUUUUGAUGAAUUGCACUCAUGGGUUCGAGUUUGACCCAGUUGUUAAGGAUUGUGUUCGAAUAUCGGAGACCGGUUGUUUUGCACAACAAGGCUUAGCAACAACAACUGACAACAAUAGACUACCCGAGUUAUCAACUUACAAGAACGACGAAGAGAAGUAUAUUUGUCCACCAAUGUUUUCUGGGAACAUCGAACAUCCAACUUUGUGUGAUUCGUAUUAUACUUGCUUCGCUGGAAUGGAGUUUUUGAUGAAUUGUUCUCAUGGAUUCGAGUUUGAUCCAGCUGUUCAGAACUGCGUCCGAAUCUCGAACACUGGUUGUUUCGCAACACGAUACAACUUGACAACAACAACAACGACGACGACAACGACACCAACUACAACAACAACCGAAAACAACAAAGUCAAAUCAAUAUGUCCACCGAACUUCUCAGGAAAUGUACCCCACAAAACGAAGUGCGAUGCUUUCUAUACUUGCUUUAGUGGUUCGGAGUUUUUGAUGCAGUGUCCUAACGGAUUUGAGUUUGAUCCGAAUACAAAAGACUGUGUUCGAAUAUCAGACACCGGUUGUUUCGCACAACAAAGCUUAGCAACAACAACAGACAACAAUAGAUUACCCGAGUUAUCAACUAACAAGAACGAUGAAGAGGAUUACAAUUGUCCACCAAUGUUUUCUGGGAAUAUCGAACAUCCAACUUUGUGUGAUUCGUAUUACACUUGCUUUGCUGGAAUGGAGUUUUUGAUGAAUUGUUCUCAUGGAUUCGAAUUCGAUCCAGUUGUUGAGAAUUGCGUCCGAGUUUCGAACACUGGUUGUUUUGCAAGACGAUACAACUUAACAACAAGAAUGACAUCAACUACAACCGAAAACAACAAAAUCAAACCAAUAUGUCCACCGGCUUUCUCAGGAAAUCUUCCACACAGAACCAAAUGCGAUUAUUACUAUACUUGCUUUAGUGGUUCGGAGUUUUUGAUGCGAUGUCCCAACGGAUUUGAAUUUGAUCCCACAACCAACGAAUGUGUAAGGAUAUCGUCGAGUGGAUGUUUCGCGCGGCAAAAUGAUCCAGAAAACAUCUGCAUGCCAGGUGAAUCAGGUCACGUGCCACACCCGGAACUGUGUGACACGUUCUACCUUUGUGCCAUGGGUGAACCCUUGAGACUACACUGCAGCAGAGGAUUCGAAUUCUCUGCAGCAAAUGGGCAAUGCGUGGCGAUAUCUGAUGAUGGAUGCUUUGCGAAAGUGAAACAAUCAAAGAAGAUGCCAAUUUGCUCACCAGCUCAAGUUGGUAACAUACCACAUCAUACAAGAUGCGAUGCGUACUACAGCUGUAUGGCUGGUGAAGCCACAGAGGUAUUAUGUGAAGAAGGACUUGAAUUCGACCCAGAAACUAAGCAAUGCGCGCUCAUUUCGGAGAAUGGCUGCACGGCUCGCAAGUAGACAUGGCAGGCGUCUGUCGUGAUCUUCCAAUAACGAUUACGAUGUACUCUGAAUUAUCUAAAGUGACAUUUUAUCGACUUAUUGGGAAUGCAGUGCCGAAAUAAAAUUGUAUAA